AUCGCAGUGAGUUGUCGUUCCUUUGUAGGUGUCGCCACUUUACCCGGUCCAUAAAUAUCCGGCGUACUCGGAUUUUAUCCUACUACAAACCAGGAAGAAAAGUUAUAUCUUUGUGAUUUUUAACAAAAAUUCUAAGUUUAUAAUGCCGAGUACGUGUUGUUGUGUACCAAAUUGUCACAAUAAAGGAGGGCAUGAAUUCCCAACCGAAAAAGAUCGACGGGAGAAAUGGAUUGUAGCCAUAAAACGCCUCGAUGUUGAAACAAUGAAAAACUGGAUACCAUCGGCUUCAGCCGUUGUGUGCAAGUCGCAUUUUAGGGCUGAAGAUUACCUUCAGCAAACAAAAGACGGAAGAAAACCCUGUCAACAGAAGCUCCUGUCAUCUGCUGUUCCCACGCUAUUUCAAUGGACAAAACCAAAAACUCCAUCAGAUGUAAGUCGGAGUGAACGGCUUUGUGUGAGAGAAAGUCGGAAGAGGAAAAGAGAGUCUGAUGUUGUCCGACAUUUAGAAGCUGAAUUUUCGCAGCCUUUAGAUGUAAUUGAAGAGAUCGUACAACCCUCGGAUGAUGAUAAUAUAUAUACUGCUGUUCCAUUAAAGAUGGUAAAAGAUUGUGCUUCGCAAACAGUAGCAAAACCAAUGUUUGAUAUUGAUAACUUUGCAAAUGACAAUGAAGGAAUUCUUUUCUACACUGGGUUAGAAAGUUACAUGAAAUUCAUGUUUGUAUUAAAUACACUUGGGCCUGCAGCAUACAAUCUUAAUUACUUAUACCACCAUGUCAUAUCUAUCUCUGUGCAAAACCAAUUUUUCAUCACACUUAUGAAACUAAGAAGGAAUAUGACACAUUUUGAACUUUCAAGACUGUUUAAUAUAUCAGAGGGAAGUGUUAAAAAUGUAGUCUAUACAUGGAUAACAUUUAUGUCUAAACAGUGGCGUGAAAUUAAUAUAUGGCCAUCACGAAAUUUAGUGCGCUACUUUUCUCCCUCAGACUUUAAGUCUAAAUUUCCAACUACACGUGUAGUUAUUGAUGGAACAGAGUGUCCUAUAAAAAAACCAAAGGCCCCAAGAGCUCAACAGGCGACAUAUUCAACCUAUAAGAACCGGAAUACAGUAAAAACUUUAAUUGGUGCUUCACCAGGAGGCGUAAUAACAUAUAUAUCCCCCUUAUAUGGUGGAUCAACAAGUGACAGACAAAUUGUUGAACGUAUUUCUCUAUUUACCAUGUGUGAUCCUGGAGAUUCCAUAAUGGCAGACAAAGGAUUCAAUGUGCAAGAUUUGUUUGCGCCUUAUAAUGUGACAAUUAAUGUGCCAACAUUUUUCAAAAAAAAGAACAGAAUGUCAGGAAAAAUUGUUAUGAAGGACCGCCAAAUUUCCAGCAAAAGAGUACAUAUAGAACGCUUAAUUGGCCUUGGAAAAACAUACAAAAUUUUGUGUUAUCCAAUGUCUGGUACUGAUGCUAAAGUCUCAUCAGAUAUUAUAUUUGUAUGCUUCAUGCUUUGCAAUUUUAGACCACGAAUUAUUUCCACAAAUGCAUGAAUUCAAUUUUGAAAGUUGAAGUUUGAUUUAAAGGCCCAUUAUGUCUCAGAAAUUCUACCAAUUUUAUUUCUCAAAAACAAUUUUUUAUUUUUUUUCUGAUACAGUUUUCAAAGUUAUACUCAUUUGCCAUAUAUAUCGACUUUCUUUUGCAACUAUAGCUCUUUUGGCAAUCGGUAUAAUUAUAGAUAGUUAGUACUUUGUCUGGAAAUCAAAUACUACUUUGUUUACAUUUUCUUCCUUUAUGACACAUUACUAAGCUUCAGUGCUACUUUUUUAGUUGUUUAACGUCUAGCAUGCCCUUAAACCACUAUUCAACAGUUUACACUAUAAAACAUGGAAGUAUUAAAAAAUAUUGAUUUCUGAGACAUUAUAUGCCUUUAAGUUUAAGUCUGAAAUUUAUGCCUAUACCU
Molecule: messenger RNA, 1941 nt
Organism: Ruditapes philippinarum (Manila clam)
Lineage: Eukaryota; Metazoa; Mollusca; Bivalvia; Venerida; Veneridae
Exons: 2
Coding region: 143-1531 (462 amino acids)
Source: RefSeq, a predicted model, not a curated record